Messenger RNA from Lolium perenne, 1922 nucleotides. The record is from RefSeq and is a predicted model, not a curated record. Lineage: Eukaryota; Viridiplantae; Streptophyta; Magnoliopsida; Poales; Poaceae.
AGCCGCGCGCCUCUUCUCUCGAUUCGCCUCUGAACAUGAUAAGAACCUUCCAGAACCUUCUGCAACCACCCCACCGACCCCACCGCGCUUCUACUUCUCUCUGCCGAUUCUGCAGCCGCGCUUCGGCCCCGCCGUCGCCCGCCGGCGCCGGCGACAUCUUCCACUGGAACUCCGCCAUCACCGCCCACCUCCGCGCCGGCAGGGUGGCCGCCGCGCGCCGCCUGUUCGACGAAAUGCCGGAGCGGAACGUGUUCACGUGGAACUGCAUGAUCUCCGGCCUCGUGGGGAACCGGAUGCUCGCGGACGCGCGGAGGGCGUUCGACGCGAUGCCCGCGAGGAACUCGGUCUCCUGGGCGGCGCUGCUGACGGGGUACGCUCGGCACGGGAGGGUCGCCGAGGCCAGGGAGCUCUUCGAUCGGAUGCCGGACCGCAACGUGGUCUCCUGGAACGCGAUGAUGUCAGGGAGGCGGCGCGUCCGCGAGGCGAGGGAGCUCUUUGACUGCGCGCCUUCCCCGUCGACUUCUGUGUGCAACGCGUUGCUGUCGGGUUACGUCGCGCUUGGUUGCAUGAAGGACGCCGAGGAGCUGUUUGGUCGGAUGCGGAGACGGGACCCUGUCUCGUGGAAUGUUAUGAUCACUGGCCAUGCGCGGGCUGGGAGGAUGCAGGUUGCGCAGAGCCUGUUCGAUGAGAUGCCGCAGAAGGACACCAUAUCUUGGACCGCCAUUAUGCGCGGGUAUCUGCAGAAUGGAGACGUCGACGCUUCAUGGAAGGUGUUCCAGGAAAUGCCUGAUCGGGAUGCUGUUGCUUGGAACACAAUGAUCGGUGGUUUUGUGCAGAGCGAGAGGGUGGAUGAUGCCUUGAGAUUGUUUGCUGAGAUGCCAGAUAGGGAUCUGGUAUCCUGGAAUACAAUCUUGCAGGGCUAUGUUCAAAAUGGGGACAUGGAUGGCGCAAACACUUGGUUUAGAAGAAUGCCAGAGAAAGAUGAAACCUCGUGGAACACAUUGAUUUCCGGGUACAAAGAUGAAGGAGCACUAGCUUUGCUGUCAGAAAUGAUCAGAGGAGGACUCAGGCCGGACCAAGCCACAUUGAGUGUCGUCAUUUCUAUCUGCGCCUCACUUGUUGCACUCGGAUGUGGAAAAAUGGUGCAUCUCCGUGCAGUCAAAACUGGCUUUGAGCACGAUGCUUUGGUGAUGAGCUCACUUAUAUCUAUGUACUCCAAGUGCGGUCUAAUUGCUGAAGCUUCCCAAGUUUUCGAUGCGAUGGUGCAGCGAGAUACAGUGACAUGGAAUGCCAUGAUUGCGACGUAUGCUUAUCAUGGUAUGGCUGCUGAAGCUCUGAAACUCUUUCACAGGAUGACUGAAGAUGGGUUUCGUCCAGACCAUGCAACAUUUCUAAGUGUAUUGUCUGCUUGUGCACACAAAGGCUAUUUAUAUGAAGGUUGUCGCUAUUUUAAAAGUAUGCAAGAAGAUUGGAACUUGAUUCCGAGAUCUGAUCACUAUUCCUGUAUGGUUGAUCUCCUAGGAAGAUCGGGUUUUACACAGCAGGCUUAUGCCUUCACAAGAACGAUCCCAUCGGACCUUCAAGUAAAUGCGUGGGAGACACUGUUUAGCGCAUGCAAUGCUCAUGGGGAUGUUCAGCUUGGAGAAGUCAUUGCAAAUAAUGUCCUUCAGGCGCAACCUUCUGAUGGAGGAAUGUAUACACUAUUGUCAAACUUAUAUGCUGCAAAAGAGAUGUGGAGCAGUGCUGCCACUAUUAGAGGAUUCAUGAAAGAACAGGGGUUAAAGAAGGAAACUGGGUGUAGUUGGGUUGAGCUGAAGGGAGAGGUUGCUUCCUUCUCAGCAAAUGACAAAACACAUCCCCUGAUUGAUCAGAUAUGCCAAGAGGUUGAUAAUCUUUCUGUCAUGAUAGAAGAGGCUACGUGA